AUGGUGCACACUAGUAUCAACAAUGUUACCAUCAAAGGACCGUACGAGAAUUUCAAGUAUGUUUGUAAUUUAUUUUUCUCGGUUCUUUGCUAACGUUACAAAUGUCUAUUUUUUUUUUUUUUUUUUUCUAAUUUUACGUAUUUAGGAAGGACAAAAGCACGUCGUCGGGAUAUCAACAGCAGUCACAACGACAACCGACGAACAAAAGCGACAAGUAUGGCUCUUGGGGACCGGUGUAUAAAAACAAGCAGAAUUUUAUUGACAUGCAUAUUUGUUAA
This is a messenger RNA of Heterotrigona itama, 278 nucleotides long. The record is from the annotation of a GenBank genome assembly. NCBI's taxonomy places the organism in Eukaryota, Metazoa, Arthropoda, Insecta, Hymenoptera, Apidae.